UGACCCAACCAAAAUGGCAGCCCUGAAGAUUAACCAACACAAAGCUAGCUAACCAGGCACAUGUUUCUCGGUUUUUUUCUACUUUCAUCAGUAGAAGAGAGAAUCAAAUUACUGGGAAAAACUGGCUGCAUAACAAGAUCGACCACUGCCGGAACACAGGCAGGAUCCCUGUGCCAGGAAACCAUGAUCAAGUUCCUGCUUAUGGCCAACAAGCAGGGUCAGGUCCGCCUGUCCAAGUACUACAAGCAUGUGGACAUUGCCAAGAGGGCAUCACUGGAGGCUGACAUGGUGAAAAGUUGCCUGUCUCGCAGGAAAGAAGAGUGCUCUUUUGUAGAAUACAAGGAAUACAAGCUGGUGUAUCGGCAGUAUGCAGGACUAUACAUCAUAGUGGGAGUCAAUGAGACAGAGAACGAACUUGCUAUUUUCGAGUUGGUGCACAACUUUGUGGAGGUGCUGGACAAGUACUUCAGCCGUGUGAGUGAGUUGGACAUCAUGUUCAACCUGGACAAAGUGCACAUCAUCCUGGACGAGAUGAUCCUCAAUGGGCACAUAGUGGAGACCAACAAGAGCCGAAUCCUGGCCCCCCUGCUGGUGCUGGAUAAGAUGGCAGAGAGCUGAUCAAUGGAUACAGCCAAAGAACCACAGAGAAAACAAUUUAAAUGCUACAUACCUACCUUACUAUAUUAACGAUACUUUGCCUGUAUCAAUGAAAUAAAUACCAGUGUAUCACAGAA
Molecule: messenger RNA, 734 nt
Organism: Anguilla rostrata (American eel)
Lineage: Eukaryota; Metazoa; Chordata; Actinopteri; Anguilliformes; Anguillidae
Gene: ap4s1
Product: adaptor related protein complex 4 subunit sigma 1
Exons: 6
Coding region: 61-618 (185 amino acids)
Biological process (GO): vesicle-mediated transport; protein transport
Cellular component (GO): intracellular membrane-bounded organelle
Source: RefSeq, a predicted model, not a curated record